CUUCUCAUUAAAUCCACAAAGAAAGAAAAAAAAAAAAAGACAAAGAGGGAAAAGAAGAAGAAGAAGAGAUUUGAGUGGGUGAGAUUGUUUGUGACAGAGAGAAGACACAUCUUCUACUUGUGUGUCUAGUGUAGUGUGUUAUAUAUUACAGUAAGCGUUGUAAUACAAACGUCUCGAGAAUUUUCUGGGUCUUUUCUCCUCGUCCUCUUUCUUCUUCUUAUCCUCCGUCUCAAGGUGUCUGUUCUUAGAGAGACCAAAAGGAAAGCAUUCAUCUUUACCAGUUUGAUCCAAAAUCAAAAUCUGGGUUUCACCACAAAGUUUGGAUCUUUCCAUCUCUCUGUCAAGAACUUUGAGUAUGUCUUCUGUAGCAGUGUUAUGGGUUGCUCCCUCUUCUCCAAAUCCAGACCCAAUGAACAAUCCUGGGUUAAUAAGAGUUCUAGAAUCUUCUAGAUUGCUUUCUCCUUGUCUGAAUCAGAGACUCGACACUGGCAAGAGGAGUUCUUCUUCUUCUGUAAUGAGCUGCAGAAGAAGAUUAAGUAGUGCUGUCUCUUCAAGUUUAGUAGCAAGUCCUGCUGCAGGAGAGAUAACCCUCUCAUCUGAAGAGAAGGUUUACAACGUUGUGCUGAAACAAGCAGCUCUGGUUAACAAACAGCUUAGGGACCUUGAUGAUCUGAAGAAGCCACAGGAUAUUGUUCUUCCUGGGACUACUACUGGGAGUUUGAGUUUGUUGGGUGAAGCUUAUGAUCGAUGCGGCGAAGUUUGUGCUGAAUAUGCUAAAACGUUUUAUCUCGGAACUUUGCUUAUGACACCUGAGAGGCGAAAGGCCAUUUGGGCUAUCUAUGUUUGGUGUAGAAGAACUGAUGAACUCGUAGAUGGGCCUAAUGCAUCACACAUAACACCCAUGGCGUUAGACAGAUGGGAAGCAAGGUUAGAAGAUCUCUUCCGUGGCCGUCCUUUCGAUAUGCUUGACGCUGCUCUAGCUGAUACAGUUGCUAGAUACCCCGUCGAUAUUCAGCCAUUUAGAGACAUGGUAGAAGGAAUGAGAAUGGAUCUGAGGAAGUCUAGAUACAAGAACUUUGAUGAUCUCUACCUUUACUGCUACUAUGUAGCCGGAACCGUCGGUUUGAUGAGCGUUCCGGUUAUGGGGAUCGAUCCUAAGUCCAAAGCAACGACAGAGAGUGUUUACAACGCUGCCUUGGCUCUCGGCAUAGCCAAUCAGCUUACCAACAUACUCAGAGACGUUGGCGAAGAUGCGAGAAGAGGAAGGGUUUAUCUGCCGCAAGAUGAGCUAGCUCAGGCUGGUCUCUCAGAUGAAGACAUAUUUUCUGGAAAAGUCACUGAUAAAUGGAGAAACUUCAUGAAAAUGCAGCUUAAGCGAGCAAGAAUGUUCUUUGAUGAAGCUGAGAAAGGUGUUACUGAGCUUGACGCAGCUAGCAGAUGGCCGGUAUGGGCAUCGCUCCUAUUGUACAGGAGGAUAUUGGACGAGAUUGAAGCGAAUGAUUACAACAACUUUACGAAGAGGGCUUAUGUUGGGAAAGCGAAGAAGAUUGCAGCUCUCCCAUUAGCUUAUGCUAAAUCAAUACUAAAGGCUUCAAGUUCAAGAUGAAUGAGAGAAGCAAGAGGAUUCAACCGAAGAGGGUUUUUGUGAUAAAGUAAAAACAUAGGGUCGAAUUUAUGAUGUUAAGUUAACUAAUAUUUACAUAUAAUGGUGGGGAAAUAAAUUUUUAUGAUGUUUAAUUAUUUUUCUCCAUGUAAAAAAAAGUAAAUUUCUUUUCUUUUAUUUCUCUUGGGUAAUGAAGAAAUAGGAAUAUUUUUGUUGGUGGA
Messenger RNA from Brassica oleracea var. oleracea, 1824 nucleotides. Its product is annotated as phytoene synthase, chloroplastic-like. Gene Ontology annotation, biological process: carotenoid biosynthetic process. Bases 356 to 1606 code for a protein of 416 amino acids. Gene Ontology annotation, molecular function: geranylgeranyl diphosphate synthase activity. The record is from RefSeq and is a predicted model, not a curated record. The transcript has 7 exons. NCBI's taxonomy places the organism in Eukaryota, Viridiplantae, Streptophyta, Magnoliopsida, Brassicales, Brassicaceae.